UUACAAUGAACAUUUGGUGGAUUUGAAUCAGAAGCCACAUUCCUCUCCCACCCCACCUCGUCUCCCUCGGUUCUUCACAGCCUCUUCCUUUUACCCUCAAGUGUAGUUUCGAUAUGGAGGGAACGGACACUAAAAAUAUUUCUGGAAUGACGUGACCCUCUACCUCCCCAUCCAGGAAAGCGACAAGGCUGCACCAGACGCAGCACAUGCUUUCCGUUCAUUUCUGGCAGACCCGGCGUCGACCUCCAGAUGCAGCUUCUUCGCUGGCUGAUGGCAUUCAGACCCCCAGCCACAGACGGUGCCAGACAAGCAACUGGACAGGACCGCUCAGCAGCAGGACCCUGGCCACAAUCGCGGCCAGAGCCGCAGCCCCCUGGCUACGGACCACUUCUGCUGCCCGUCUUGGGAGCCCUCCCACUGCAGUCUGGCUUGCCGAGGCCCCACCACAGGGGCUGAAGCACUGGGCGGUGGUGGCAGCUGUAGCAGUGGUACCUACAGCUUUGGGGCCAGCCCCAAAGGCACGUGGGAACCUGUUUCAGGCCACUCUGCGGCCCCUCCAGGACCAGAGUGGGACCCAGGACAGCCCCAGAGCUCACCACUGUCUCUUCUUGUCACUGAAACCCGGGCAAGGGCUCAGAAUGGAAGGCGGUACUUCCGACAUGAACCCUCAGACCAGACUGACGCCUGCGGAGGACCAGUUGAGCCAAGCUCAAGACAACCCGGAGCCCAGGCAGCAGCUGCCGCUGCUUUCUGAGCCUUCAGACUCUGCCCAGCCUGAAGCCAAGUAUGUGGAGAUGUGCGCUUCAGCCGAAGUCCAAAGGGAGAGCCCCCAGACCACGCAACUACUUCUGGAACACUGCCCUAAAGAGCAGGCCUCCGGGAGCCCAAAGACAAAAGCCCAGGAUGAACCCAGCAGCGGUGCCAGGGAGGUUCCAAGCCCUAGGAAGAGUCCUGCUUCUUCCCAAGGCCCCAGCUCCCGGACUGGUGAGAAUGACUUCUCAUCUUCCUCCUCCUCCUCCCCGGUAAACAGAGCAGAAGACGAUGGCCUUUCCAAAACGGAUGAUCCCACCAAGUUACUGGGGGUCCUGGCCACCUCCUCUUCAUCUUUAGGCUUUGAGAGUGAGCCGGAAAUGAGCUGCCAACAACACAAUGGAGAAGCAGGGGAAGGGGUGGGAGCGAGGGAGGAUAGAGGAGGAGGGGUCAGGGAUGGAACAGAGUGCAAGGACAUCAUUACCAAGUCGCAGGGCAAGAGGGACCCCCUGAAGAGUGAGGACCCACACUACAUCACCACCCAUGAGAUCCAGCUGAGUGAGGUAGAGCAGGGCAUGGAUUUCGACGUGGGGCUGGCUUCUCGCUGGGAUUUCGAGGACAACAACGUGAUCUACUCGUUCGUGGACUAUGCUUCCUUUGGCGGUAGUGAUGAGACCCCAGGAGACAUCACCACCGAAGAAGAGGAUGACAACAGCUGUUACACCAGCACCACGCCGAGCUCCAACACCACUCGGACUCCCAGCCCCAUCAGCAGUGACCUGGCUCGCCCUAGUGCAGGCAGCAGUGGUCGGGACACCAGCAGCACAGAAGUGGGCAGCGGCCCCUCUGACAGCGACACCGUUUCCCCACCCACUGGACCUGGCACUGUCACUACACCUGAGCCUUUACUGGAGCUCCGGGAGGCAGCCUCGGGGGCAUCGGCCACUGCAGCAAGCAGCUGUAGGAGUGCAGCAAGCCAGAUCCUCCUAUCAAUCAAGCCAACUUCCCGGGCUAUAAAUGAGCCUAGCAACGUGCGUGCAAAGCAAAACAUUAUUUACGCUGCCAAGCAUGAAGGCGACAUGAGCCUCCGCGUCUCUACGACUGCUGAACACAAUUCAAGUUCACAGAAGCAAAAUUCGGCUGCAGCCGUGGCUCAGGACCAUGCAAAGAAAUUCAUUGCAGUCCCAGCUCGACUGCAAACCAGGUGCGGGGCCAUUCGGGCCAAGGAGCUGGUGGAUUACUCCAGCGGAGCCUCCAGUGCAGUGAGCGAGCUGGACGAUGCAGACAAAGAGGUGAGAAACCUGACUUCCAGGGCCUUCCGGAGCCUCGCUUACCCCUACUUUGAGGCUCUCAACAUCAGCUCCCGAGAAUCCUCCGCCACGCUCUCUGAAGUGGGCUUUGGACGAUGGUCAACUUUCCUGGACUUAAAAUGUGGAGGUGUCGGAGCCAGGGUGGAACAGAGCCUGCUCAGAAGCAGUGCCGCCUCUGUGGCUGCAGGUCUGAGGAAGGGUGGUGGCCCCCGAGCGACUGCAGACCAGAUCUACCUUCAGGCCAAGAAGUCCCAGACUAAAGCCUUGGAGUUUGUGGUCAGCAAAGUUGAGGGAGAAAUCAAGCAUGUGGAGACACCCCUGUGCUUCCAGAAACAGGUCCAAACCGGCUCCCGGGUUGUCACACUUCUGGAGCCCCUCAAUCUACGAAGUGAGAGCAAAGCCAGCUCAGCCACUGGGCCCUGCAGAACCAGCAAAGGCUCCAACAAAGGCCCAGGGUCGGUGUGCACAGAUGAUGGGUCAGAGACAUCUGAGGGUAGCAAGCCUGCCUCUCGCAGUGACGGCCCCCAGAAGAAGUCCAAAUUUGCUUCAAGUCUGCUCAAAAAUGUCAUUUCCAAGAAGAUGCAGCGAGAACAUGAGUUCAAGAUGGAGAGAGGAGAAGUCACCGAUACAUCGCGCCGGAACAGUACCUCCAAGGAGACAGAAGUGACCAACACGUUGCGCCGCAGCGCCCCCAGCACCUCUAAGGAGACAGAAGGAACUCCUGGGGCCGAGAAGCCCUGGGAGAGGGGUCUGCAGAGGCAGAGCUCGCGUCAUUCCGAGGCGAGUUCCGAGUACACGGUGGUCAGCGUGUCUGAUGUAGGUGGAGAAGGGUCUGUCGUAGGUUCUAAGUCCCCUGUUUUCAAAGCCAGUACUCCUCGAGAGAGCAACGCUGGCCCCAGCCGGAAUGAUGGACACACAGAAGUGUGUGAAAUUAAAAAGAGUGCUUCAGAGACUGUGAAGGGCAUCUUUCUCCGGAGUCAGAACAGCGCCUUCCGGACAUGGAAGGAGAAAGAGGCAGAGAAGUUGGAGGAGAAAGCCCCCAUUGGGAAGCUGAAGCUCCCCAAAGGUGGGGACUGGAAGGCUGAUCUUGGGGAGAUCUCCGCCAGCAAGUCUACCAUCAUGUCUCGCCUCUUUGUGCCCAACAUCCAGCAGACGCCCAAGGACAAACAGCCAGAGAAGCAGGCCACCAAGUAUCCUGCUGCUGCCCAGGCCACCUCCAUGGCAGUGAUCAGGCCCAAGGCUCCUGAAAUCAAGAUCCGGCUGGGGAGUGUACAACAGCCAAGCUCAGACUUCAACAUUGCCAAGCUGCUCACGCCUAAACUGGCUAGUGGCAGCAACUCAAACCUCUUUAAGACCAUUGAGGACAACAGCAGGACCCAGCAGAAACUCUUCCGUGGUGGAGACAAUCUGGAAAAAGUACCCCAGUUCCAGGUAAGAGAUGUUAGAGACAAAUCCAAGGCCCAAGGACCUCUCCACCAGGUGAGAGAUGUCAGGAAACUGAUCAAAGGGUCAGGGGACAGCAGUGACAAGGGCAGCGUCACCCCGGAGCAGGGGUUGACUGGGUCCAAGCCCAGGCAGCUGGCUGCAGCCGCUGGAGGAUCUAGGUCCCUGUCCCCUAUGGUGAUUACGUGCCAGGCGGUUGUAAAUCCAAGAGAAGACGGUGUGGACCGAGAGGCCAGGGAAGGUGUGGGCAAAGCGGGCAGUGGCAGUAGGGUCUUGAACUCCUCCCCAGAAGGGACUGUCUUGGUUCACAGGGCAUCUGGCAGGCUGCCCGUGGCCACCAUUGCCCCCAAUAAAUCCGAGCAGGGCUCUUACCUGCCUGUGCUCAAGAUUGUCUCCAAGGCUCAGAGGACCCCAGAGAAAACCAAAGAGGAAGACAUCAAGGAGGAAGGGAAGGCACCGAAGCCAGCUCGAAAUGCCUUGGAGAAGCUAACAGCAGCAGUCAGGUCCAUGGAAGAGCUGUAUAGCUUCAACCGGAAUGAAUGGAAACGCAAAAGUGACCCUUUGCCCAUGAUGGCUGACAGCCACGUCCUGUCCCUCAUUGCCAGCGAGGAGAGGGAAGGGGUUGCCGGAUCUGAAGGAGACCCUGACAAGCUGACCAAGCAGUUGGGGCAGAUGGAAGAACGAGACACGGGACACAGAGGUGGUGUGGUCCUGAGAGGGGGCCCCAUAGAACGUCUGCAGAGAAGAAACUCUAACCCCAGCACGGAGAGCGUGUCUGCGCGGGCAGCUGCCUUUGAGAACAUGGCCAGAGAAAGGCCUAGGUCUCUCUAUAUUCCCCCAGUCCACAAGGACGUGGAAAGAACUCAACCUUUGCAGCCCCUCCCCCCACUCCCCAGCAACAGGAACGUGUUCACGGUGAGUGCUAGCAGCGCUCAAAAAACCGGGGGUGUCGCGGGCAAAUUCCCACAGGGGCCUUCUCCGGAGAGCCUUUCAACAGGCAAGGGCAUCAAAUCCCAGGGACUCAGAUCCCUCAAGAUCUCCCCAGCCACCCGAGCACCUCCCGAUGAGGUCACCAACAGGAAAGCUGCAAACAGUUCGGAGAAGAGCAAUAACGCCUGUGAGAAUUACCUGACCAUCCCCCUUAAAGGAAGCUCUGCUUCAGGAGAGCUGCUCGACAGGCCUGGGGCUUCCAGAGAUGGGCCUCCCAGCUCCUCAGCAGCCACUCUUUGCAGCUUACCUCCGCUGAGUGCCCGCAGUCAGGUCCCCAGUAACUCCAAAGGCUCUCAUGUCAGCGGAGCCAGUAAGCCAGCUUGGCGUACCAAACCUGACAACCACCGAGAAACAGUGGCUGCCCCGACAGGGCCGCAAAGCCCGGAGCAUACGCCCACGGCCACAGCGGUCUACCACCAGCAGGCUUUGCCCUUCACUCUGCAGGGGGCCCAGCCACAGGUCCUCUGUUUCUCGCCACCCGGGAUGGCAGCCCCAGCCCCUGCAGGCCCAGCCACAGUUCCCACAGACCCCUUUCAGCAGCAACCACCCCAGCAGACCCAGCGCAAGAUGCUCCUUGAUGUAACCACUGGGCAGUAUUAUCUGGUGGACACACCCGUUCAACCCAUGACCCGGAGGUUGUUUGACCCUGAGACAGGUCAAUAUGUGGACGUGCCCAUGACCUCCCAGCAACAACCUGUGGCACCCAUGUCCCUUCCUGUACCUCCUCUGGCCCUGAGUCCUGGUGCUUACGGGCCCACCUAUAUGAUCUAUCCCGGAUUUCUGCCCACAGUGCUGCCCCCCAAUGCCCUGCAGCCCACACCCAUCGCUCACACUGCAGGAGGCGGUGAACUCUCCGUGGCAGCAGAGACCCCCAGCAAAGAGACAGCUGCCACGUUUACCGAAGCCCCAUACUUCAUGGCCUCUGGUCAGUCCCCUGCCUCCUCUUCCUCCUCUGCCCCGGCAGCCACACCCCAGCUUGUGGGGGCCAAGGGCUUCGCCCAGCUCCACGGCAAACCUGUCAUCAGCAUCGCCUCACAGCCCUUGGGGCCACGGAUCAUCGCUCCACCUUCCUUUGACGGCACCACCAUGAGCUUUGUGGUGGAACACAGAUGACAAGAGACCCAGGACGGCAGAACGGAACAGCUCCUGGAGCCAGGCAGAAAUGCGGACUGUUCUUUAAUCUGAAAUUUGCAUCGUAACACAACCAGUUCAUCUGAAAACCCACCAGUUGUGUUAUGAACUUUUAUUUCUUAGGACCCGUGUGCAAGUUUGUAUAUUUUCCUGAGCAGCUCCCUUUUGAGGUAGCUUUCGUUAUUUCGGUUUCACUAAGAUGACUGAAUGGUUGUGUUUCUCCCCAUAAAAUACUUCUUUUUAUACUUUAAUACAGGAUGUAUGCUUUCUUAUCCCUGCCUUCCCUCCUGCAUGUGUGACCAGGCAAACAGUACAAUGAGUAUUUGAAUGGUUCAUUCAAAGCAGGCUGUAGAAUCUGAUUGGUUCUAUUGCAAACCAAAUCAGCAAAUUAAUAAUAGGAUCACAAAUGCCCUUGGAGUUCCUUGGACUAUAUUAGCGGCUCUCAAGAAUCCGACCUUCGUUGUAAGUGUGCAGCACACACACCUGCCCCUUUCGUGAUUUCUUUCAUAGAUUCCUUCCUGCCUCUUAUCAUUUGCCGCCUGACGUUCUGGAGAAGGACUUUGCUUCAGUGGUUCUGGUGCCCUCCAGCCCUCGCCAUCCCAAAGAAGAAAUCUAUAGUCAUGGUGCUUGCUUCUUGCUUCAGGUUUUUAACAGAUAUUAAGAUUCCAACCCCCUGGGAUGUUUUACUGACCAGGUGUAACCCAAUUCUGACUGAGCAGACACAGCUUGUCCUAAUUGAUGUCUCAAUUAAAUGAUGCACUGAAGAAUUUCUUGAUUACUUUCUAAUCAGCUAGAUUAGAAACCCUUUAAAGCCCACGCAUUUUCUCAAGACUUUCAUAAGGAAUCUCUCAGCUACUCAUUUGUUUAAAGAUAAAGCAUUCUGAUCAAGUCUUUAAAUUAUCAUUUUGAUUUUGAUGACCUAUAUUUGGUUUCUACUUAAGAGUGUUGCUUGACAUGAAGAAUUUUAUGCUGCCGUAUAAUACUGAAUUUUCUAAGGUUUUCACAAUUUUACUACUUUGUAAUUACGCUUUUGUUUUUUAAUCCAGACUCAAAACCAAACAGAUUCAAUGUACUUCGAGGGUCACCCUUAAAGGAGAAAAAAAAAAACAAAUUCUAAAAAUUCAGUUCUUUUAGAUAAAGAGCAAGAUUUGAGGCAAGAGCAGUGGCUUUGACCCCUCAGUCACUGGCCAACAGCUGUGAAAUAAAGCUUCAUCUCUGAGACAUGUGCUGUGAAGCAUGAUCUCUGGAAUGGAAGAAGCCUUUGGGCCAUGUUUAGGAAAGCAUGAUUUCUUCCUCAUAGGAGAUUCACCUCAGAACUUUAGCAUUUUUUUUUUCAGGCCAGCUGGCUACCUAUCAGGUCACUUAAGAUUGGAACAAGAGACUAGAACCCAUUUCUUUCAAAGAUCUCAACCUGCAAGCCCUAAAGCAGCAGUGUGAAAUCUCAAGGAUUUGAGUGGAAAACAUGGAAUAUAUGGGCAUAUUGCAUGGAUAGAACCCACACCAGGAAGGAUUCUUAUGUCCCAGGAGACUUUCAGGAAAGCCCAUUAUUGGGUUUGCAUGCUAGCUCCCCACAAAGAGACACCCCUUCUCCUCAAGCAAACAUGUCAGUACAGAGGUUGGAAGCCCAUGGGCUACUAUCAGUAUUCAUUAUCACCAGCAGAUCUGGCCUUCCAUUCUCACAUGGUAGGAGAGAAACUGAGGCAGGGAAAUUUUUAUUAGUUGCUUCUAUGUAAAAGGCUGAGCCCUCCCACAAGUUUCCAAGGAUGUGAUGUGCCCAAGUGGUUAAAAUACAAUUAUAGCCCCACGUUGAUUGAUGCCUUUUAUACCAGCUAUUGGCCAUUCACAGCUGCAGCAUCAUCUGCUGGACCACUUCCUACCUCGAGUGAUGGAGAAGAAAGCAUCUCAUAGGCAUACAUCCUAAUCUCUGUUCCCUUUGUUCUGUCAUUUCUGGAGCUGGUAUGGACAUUUGAAUAACAUGGCUGUUCCUUCUUCUUUUAACCACUGUGGGAGGAACCAAGAAUCUAGAAAGCCUUUUACCUCUAAGAAGCGGUAACUCCCAACAAGGUCUCUUGACUACUGAACCACCCGUCAUGUUUUAUAUCAUAAAACCCCUAAUUAAAAAAAGGUACCCUGGAUGGAGCUCUGUGCUUGAAUCUGACAGAACGUGGCCUGGCCUUUGUAAUUUUUUCUCAGGUCAUGUGUGAGGCUCAGUUUCCAGAAUGAUCGUGAGGAACUUCGUGAAGGAAUUUCAACCCAUGGAUCCUUUCCCUUAUUGGUAUGGGGUCAACUUGACAUAGGCCUUGUUUGACCUGUUUCCUGAAAACUAAGCACAAAUGUAGCCAGUAUAAAAGUUCAGUUGACCAGGAUAUAUUUCUUUGGACACUUAUUGAAAUUGCCCCCAUGGGUAAAUGAAGCCCAGGAUAAAGCAUCACUGCAAAUAGGACCAUCUCUGAGUAAUUAAGCUAAAAAUGAAUUUUACUUGAACAACUUUGUGAUAUGUUUCAAAAGUUAGCAUGCAUUUCAAAUCCAUCUUAUAUGACCAGAAAAUGUCUCAUGACACAAAAACCUUUUUCUUUACUCAGAUUUGACCUUUUCACUCUUGCUUCUUAAAAAGAUUGGAUGUGUUCCGAUUCUCUUCUUCCACUGUAGAAACAAAAGCCUGUAUUUGCUACAAACCAAAUGAUCUUAGUCCCUGAACUCUAUCUACCUUGGCCUGAAGGACAGAAUUGAUUCCUAAGUAGAUGGCUAUGCUUUCACAAUAAAUGUGUGCAGUGUUGGUGUCUAAGCAGAUGACUCUUAUCUCAUAAUAAGUGUGUAUAUGUGCACAGAAAACACAUUCAAUGAUACUCUUUAUAUUUAAGACUAUCAUGGUAUACAUUUUCUUAUGUGGUGCUUGAGGAGUUUCUUUCUGCAGUUUACAAGGUGUAAUAUUUGCACCCCAAAAUCUCAGGGUAUGCUAUUUUACCCAGAUACUUGAAAGAAAAAGGUGCCCUGUAUUUUAUCAGUACUGUUGAUGGGGGAAAACUAUGUGUAAGUUUGUAUGAGAAAACUGCUCAUAAAAAUCAAAUCAAUAAGCUGUUAGGCUUUUACAUAAUUUCUAAGGAGAUGUAUACAUCAGUAAUAUAGUCAAGAGAUUGCUUAUAUAGUCUUUAGUUUCUGGUUCUGAGGUCGGCCUCAUGGGUACAUAAAAUCACUGAGCAGCAUGCAGCCUUUGCUCAGGAGUGCCUUGAACUUGAGUCUGAUCUGAAUCACACUCCAUCUGUGACGAGUGUGAAGCCAAGACCCAGAAGACUCCUGUGUCUGUUAUUGGAUUUAUUGCUAUUUAAUUCAAAAUGGUGCAGAAUAGAAUACACACGACUAAGUUAGUGUUUCUUCGGGUUGCUGAAUUGCUGUUUUCAAGCUAGUGUGGUGGCCUCAAGUCCUUUCCUGGAUUUCCUGAGUUACCUACUAGCCUGGAUCUGUUUCCUGGCAGACAGCCUCUUCCCACCCCAACACCUCAUCUGGAUGUGUGUUUGUGUAUUUACAUAUAAAUUAUAUUCUUGCAUAGCGAUGACAGUGGAGUUGGACGAGAAAGUGAGGACCGUGGAAGUCAUGUAUGAUAGAAGAGUGUAUAUUGUGUAAUACAUAGAGAAGGAUUGUUGGAGAACGGUAACCUAUGCCCUCGACUGUGAAUGAUGGUAUGUGGAAAGAAGGUCAAAAUUGAAAAUUCACCAGUGGAGUCAUCUUGGUGGAGGAGUUCCUAGCUGAGGUUUGAUGAGAUUCGAUGGCACAGUGCUGUGAGCGCGGCUGAGGGAACUUUGAGUCCAGCCAACAGCUCCAGGAUUUGCCUUUCAAGUGCUCUUGCCCAUGCAGAAGGACCACUGCGAGAGGUCUCGGCGUGAAAGCCGACUUACCUGUAGCUGCCAGCAUUUGUAAACGACGACGGUGCAAUCUUGUGGAUUGGUUUUCUAUAUUGACAGUUUUGAAAAAAAUG
Molecule: messenger RNA, 9597 nt
Organism: Alexandromys fortis (reed vole)
Lineage: Eukaryota; Metazoa; Chordata; Mammalia; Rodentia; Cricetidae
Gene: CUNH4orf54
Product: chromosome unknown C4orf54 homolog
Exons: 2
Coding region: 207-5606 (1799 amino acids)
Source: RefSeq, a predicted model, not a curated record